Messenger RNA from Amborella trichopoda, 5370 nucleotides. NCBI's taxonomy places the organism in Eukaryota, Viridiplantae, Streptophyta, Magnoliopsida, Amborellales, Amborellaceae. The record is from RefSeq and is a predicted model, not a curated record.
AUGUGGAAAAGUUCGGCUAACACCUAAAAGGAUUCGCCCAAGGGGAGGGGAGCCCUGUUUAACAACUGCUGCUAAGCGAACAAAUUUAUCACCUAAAACAGUGUAGGGUCUGUUAAAAAAUAAAUAAAAAGAAAAAAGAGUGUAGGUCUAACCAAAAUUAUUAUUUUGUAGCAAGGGGUGUGGGUGUGGGGGAGAGAGAGCAAAAGCACCAAACCCACCCCAAGAGAGCUCCUAAAUUUCAAGCCAGCGUACCAUCUUUCUCCCUCCCUUCCUCCUAGACCAAUCCUCAAACCAUACAUGACACACACAUACACCAUGCUUCCCACCUCACCCACCAUACACCACCCCAACCUCCCUCCACCCCCGCCUGAGCUCACCCCAAAAUGGCACGCCAAAGCAGCCUCCAUGUCCGUCCACCCCUGCCUCACCAUGCUACAAACAUGCCCAAACAUGAGGACCCUCAAACAAAUCCAUGCCCAUAUGCUUCGCCUCCAUCUCGUAUCUGAUACCUUCUGCGUAAGCCGCCUCGUUGCCUUUUGCGCUCUCUCUCCCAAAGGCAGUCUCGACUACGCUCGCCUCCUCUUCUCUCAACUCCCUUUCUCUCUCAUCAACUCCUUCAUAACCAACACCAUGAUCAGAGGCCUCUCCAACUCCUCAAAUCCCCAUCUUGCCCUCGAAUUCUACCGAAAUUUACAGGCUGAGGGCCUCGAAACCGACCAUCAUGCCCCUACCUUUCUGUUGAAGGCAUGUUCACGCAUGGGGUCUGCCACGCUUGGCCAUGCGAUACAUGGGAGAGCAGUCAAGACGGGGCUGGAAUCUGACCUUUACAUCGGGAAUGCCCUGGUGCAUGCUUAUGCCAGCUUUGGUGAAGUAGAUGAUGCCAAUAAGGUGUUUGAUGAGAUGCCUAUGAGAGAUAUGGUUUCUUGGAAUGCAUUGAUAAAUGGGUAUGUAGAAAAUGCGCAAUUUAGAGAAGCCUUCCAGCAAUUUAGUAAGAUGGGGUUGGAGAACUUCCAGGCUGAUGAAGUAACAAUGGUAGGUUUGCUCUCGGCAUGUGGUCAGAUGGGCGCCCUAACAAUAGGCAGGGCGUUGCACGCACAUGUCAUACGUCAAGACCUCAAAAUUGGGGUUGUAUUGAACACUGCACUCAUCGAUAUGUAUGCGAAAUGUGGGCAAUUAAGGCUUAGCAGGAAGCUCUUUGAUUCAAUGCCUCAGAAAACUGUAGUCACCUGGAACACAAUAAUGGCUGGUUACGCUCAGGGUCGAGAGAGCAAGGAGACAUUGAGCCUAUUUGAAAGCUUACUGGGUUCAAAUGAGGUCUGGCCUAAUGCAAUUACCAUGCUUAGUGUACUCUCAGCUUGUGCUAAUCUUGGUGCUCUCAAACAAGGACAGUGGGUCCACAAAUAUAUAGAGAGGUAUGGAGUGGUUAUGGAUGAGUUUGUGAUGACGGCUUUGAUAGACAUGUACGCAAAGUGUGGGAGCAUAGAGAAUGCAAGGUCGGUUUUCAAGAGAGCCGAGCGUAGGGAUGUGUCAGUGUGGACGGCCAUGAUCCAGGGUCUUGCCACUCAUGGUCAGGGGAGAGAGGCCCUUGACCUCUUUGAGGAGAUGCAAAGAGAGGGUGUAAAACCAAAUGCGGUCACAUUUGUGGGAGUCUUGUGUGCAUGCACCCACUCUGGACUUGUAAAUGAGGCACGCUAUCUAUUCAAGGCUAUGGCUCAAGACUAUGGAAUCAAGCCCAAAGUGGAACACUAUGCAUGCAUGGUGGACCUUCUUGGACGAGUGGGUCGGCUCGAUGAAGCAAGAGCUCUAAUAGAAAGCAUGCCAGUAGAGCCAGACGAGUUUGUGUGGGGUGCUCUCUUAGGUGGGUGUAGGAUUCAUGGGAACAUAGCUUUAGCCGAAGAAGCCAUGGCUCAACUUGUGACCCUUAAUCCACAUAAUGGUGGGGUUUAUGUUUUGGGCUCCAAUAUGUACUCAGAAGUUGGUCAAUGGGAUUUGGCAGCCAAACUAAGGAAGAAGAUGAGGGAGAUUGGGGUCAAGAAGCCACCAGGGUGCACUAUAAUAGAAAUGGGCGGCUUGGUUCAUGAGUUUGUUGCUGGAGAUUAUGUGCACAAGAACGCCAAGGAAAUACAUGAGAUGUUGGGUGAGAUAAGGAACCGACUAGAUGAGUUGGGCUACAUACCCAACACCUCGGUUGUGGUGCUUGACUUGGAUGAGGAAGAGAAGGAACGAGCACUAGGGGUGCACAGCGAGAAGCUGGCAAUAGCUUUUGGGCUGAUCAAUACUGUAAAAGGGGAGGUUAUUCGAAUGGUGAAGAAUUUAAGGGUGUGUGAGGAUUGUCAUGAGUUUUCAAAGGCAGUUUCGAGGGCAUUUGGUAGAGAGAUUGUUGUGAGGGAUCGGACUCGAUUCCACCACUUCAAAGAUGGUUCAUGCUCAUGCAAGGACUUCUGGUUUGGUUCUGGUUUGGUUGUUGCUGUUGUUGCUGUUGAGGCUGCUGGUGGAAGCGUUUCACACUCAAGACUUGAAAGAUGGUACUGUACCCAACAAAGAAGCGCAGUGCAGGCUGCUCCUGGUCCAAGUUCAAAAGCGCCCCUUCAUUAUCCUUCAAAAUCGAACCAAGGAUAUCUUUCAACAGAUUGGGUAACUGUGCAAACAGCCACAACACUCCGAGGAAGGCCCGAACCUGGAGAUAUACGCAUAGGAAGCCCUGGAUUCACAGCACCUGAACCCGAAGGCCCCACCAAAUUUGGGUUCACUCUAUUUAAAACAGCCCCACUUGGCCCAAUUGCUCUAGGUAUUCCAGCCGAACUUGCAGGGUUGGGUCGAGCCCCAGUUGUUGGUGGUGGAGCUUGUGAAUUCACAGUUUUCAAACCCAAAGUAACUAGCCGUUGGGUUCUCCCUCCAAUGGUAGUCAACCGUUGCCUUGACCUUCUCCACCAUUGCUGCCACCCCAAACAACUCCACCAAGCCCAUGCCCACCUCCUUAUCUCAGGGCUACUCUCUCUUCCUCACCUUCUUAAUGCCCUAAUUCGCACCUGUGCUCGCCUUGGUCUAGCCCAACAUGCCGAAAGGGCCCUCAGCCAUGACCCAAAUCCUAAUGCCUUCCUUUGGACCUCUGCAAUCCAUGCCCAAGUCUGCUCCAACCUACCUAAACAUGCCUUUGUCCUCUUUCAAUCAAUGCUGGCCCACCAAGCCCGACCCCUUGAAUUUACCCUUUCAUCUCUGCUAAAGGCCUCUGCCCUAAAUUUGGACCCUCGAUCGUGCCUGUCCCUCCACACCCAUGUUGAGAAAUUGGGUUUUGAGUCUUGGAUCCUCUUGCAAAAUGGGCUCGUUGAUGCGUAUGCCAAGUGUGGGCGUUUGGAUUUGGCUAGAGAAGUGUUUGAUGAAAUGGAUGAAAGAGAUUUGGUUUCAUGGAAUUCCAUUAUAGCUGGGUACAGUGGUCAAGGGGAGGUAGGGAUUGCUCGGAAGCUCUUCGAGGAGAUGCCAGAGAGGAAUUCAAUCUCUUGGACAUCUAUAAUUGGUGGGUAUUUGAGGGUUGGAGACUUGGUGGAGGCACGGACUUUGUUUGAUCGGAUGGGGGAGAGGGACCCAGCAUCAUGGAGGGUCAUGAUUGAGGGGUAUUUGGCUUAUGGAGAGAUCGUGGCCGCUCAAUAUCUAUUUGAACUGAUGCCCCAAAAGGAUAUUGGGUCAUGGAAUCUCAUGAUUCGUGGGCUUUGUCAGUUUGGAGAGAUGUGUCGAGCUCGAGUGCUCUUUGAUCAGAUGCCUAAGAAGAAUGUGGCCUCGUGGACCAUGAUGGUUGAUGGUUUCAUGAAGAUUGGGGACUUAGGUUCUGCAGUGUUGUUUUUUGAGCAAAUGCCUGAAAAGAAUUUGAUUUCAUGGACAGUCAUGAUCUCUGGUUUUGCACACAAUGGCGCACCAAUUCAGGCUUUGGAUUUGUUUUGGAGAUUUGAGCAAAUGGGUAUUGAACCAGAUGAGACCUGCAUUUUGGGGGCCAUCUCUGCGUGUUCACAGCUUGGAAUUCUUGAAACAGGUGAGAAGAUCAUACAAAAACACAUAAAUCAAAUAGCUAAAACAGAACUUUCUCCUCAGAUGGUUACUAGCAUGAUAGAUAUGUACGCAAAGUGUGGGGCUGUGGAUAAAGCUUAUAGAAUAUUCAAAGAAGCUCGGGAUAAAGAUGUUGUUUGUUACAGUGCCAUGAUUACAGCUUUCGCUAACCAUGGCAAGGGUGAGGAAGCUCUAGGGUUAUUUUAUAGGAUGUUGGAGAAUGGGUUCAGACCAGAUGGUGUUACUUUUAUGGGCGUUUUGAGUGCUUGUAGUCAUUCUGCCCUCAUAGAAGAAGGAAAGAAGCAGUUUGAAUCUAUGAGCAAAGACUAUGGCAUCAGGCCAUCAGAGAGGCACUAUGCUUGUAUGGUUGAUCUUCUUGGUAGAGCUGGUUGCCUUCGUGAAGUUCUGGAGCUUAUAGAAACCAUGCCUUUUGAGCCUGGUUCGAGUAUUUGGGGGGCCAUGCUAGCUGCCUGUCGAGUUCAUUGCAAUGUGGAAUUGGCUGAAGUUGCAGCAAAGCAUCUCUUUAAGAUUGAGCCUGAUAACUCAGGGAACUAUGUGCUUUUAUCCAAUGUCUAUGCAGCCAAGAACCAAUGGGAGAAUGUAUCUAAAUUGAGAGCAAUGAGAAGGGAACGGGGAGUGAGGAAAAAUCGUGGUUGCAGUUGGAUAGAGGUGAACUCUUGUGUUCAUGAGUUCAUUAUGGAAGAUAGAAGACACCCAGACUCUAACUCAAUCUAUGAAGUCUUGGAGGGAUUGCUUGGCGAGAUGAUGCUGAUUGGGCAUGGGAUUGAUGAUUUAAUUUAGUCAUUUCAAACUGGAAACAAGACAAACAGAGAGAGAUCCAACUGGUCUGAUCACACCCCCUUCUCUCACAGAAGAAUGAAUAAGAGUAAGCUUUACACUUGGAUAGAGAUUUGGAAACUGCGGUGAAUGAACUCAUUAUGAAAAAGAACCAGGACUCGGGCUUUGAAGAUGUGGAGAAUUUGCUUGGAGAGAUGCAACCAUUCGGAAAUGAGAUUGAUGACUUUGUUUGGUAUUUCAAACUGGCUACAGUGAGAAACUACAUCAUACAGACUGCACCAAAUGUAACCCUAGUUCAUUUUUAUUGAGGGGAGUCCACGUUUGCUGAUCUCUCUAAGUUUUGUAAUCUGAAUUGCUAAGGCUUGAAGUUUACAACAAGAGGGGAACCGAACUGUCUGAAACCAAGUGUAUUUGCCAUUAAAAAUUAUUGAGGUGAAUCUGCAUUGCCAUUACCUGAACAGUAUUCAUCUAAAAACCAUGAAGCUGAGUAUGGAAAUUUAAUGGGCCUGAGAAUUAAUUUUCUUUUUCUCUUAA